AUGGCCCGGAGUGGGAAUGAUGUGACUCUUGCGCUCUGGUGGCGUGACCACUUACUUAAUGGUCCGCUCCUACGUACCGCCUGUAAGUCCCCAUCAACAACCCCGAUCUGUGACGCUUACCCCGCCUCCCGUGCUUCCAUCUCAUUCCUCGAGCCUCAGCUCCCCGUUCCCAUUGAACACAUCACUAACCAUCACCAAUUGACAGUGGGAAAGACACACAAGUUCAAUGAUCGUGACCACGCCGGCCUGGCUGAUGGCACCGCCCUGCCGAUCGAGCAUCUGCCUCGUUACUUCGCCAAACAUGGCCAUGCUGAUGUAGACCCCAAGAAGACCAAGAAGAACGGUGCAGGCAAGGGUGGAUGGGGUGUUGAAGGCGAAGAAGUCCAGGAUGAAGGCUUCAAAUUGACCAAUGCCCGUCGCCGUUCCAACAGCAGCAGCUACACCUCCGGCCUGAAGGACUUCAAGACCAAGUUCGAGCAAGUUGAGCACGAUCCCGUCUUCGAGGAGGAUGUUCAUGGCCCUGGCGAGGAUGCGCAUCGAGAGGACCCGCAUGACAAGGUCGAGAGCUCCGAUAGCAGCGUCGAGGAGGAAGACAAGGCCAAGAGUGUUUAG
Venustampulla echinocandica is the source of this 612-nucleotide messenger RNA. RefSeq lists its product as uncharacterized. Lineage: Eukaryota; Fungi; Ascomycota; Leotiomycetes; Helotiales; Pleuroascaceae. Bases 1 to 612 code for a protein of 203 amino acids. The transcript is spliced from 3 exons. The record is from RefSeq and is a predicted model, not a curated record.